Messenger RNA from Spodoptera littoralis (African cotton leafworm), 8404 nucleotides. The record is from the annotation of a GenBank genome assembly. Lineage: Eukaryota; Metazoa; Arthropoda; Insecta; Lepidoptera; Noctuidae.
CGCUGAAUAGAUGAGCACACCACUAAACGAUGAUGAAAGAAAAUGAAUGAAAAAAGCAAAUGGCUGACUAAAAUCGACGUUCUUGGUCCUAAUAUAAAUCCGAUGUAAUUACAUGAAUUAUGCGCUCUUCAUGAUAAUGAUUAGCGAAAUAAGAUUAUAUAAAGAGUAAAGAACUAAGAUUACUAUAUAUUACAGGCAGAAAGCCUUUUGAAAUAAAGAUAUAUCAGAAACUAAUACCUUAGCUUACACAAUUCGUACUAAAUUGCAAAAAUAUUUAUAGUGCGUGUGACGGACGCACGUCCGUUUAUUACUCAGUUGAAGUGAUGUGAAGUGUCGACACAGGGCGGGGGCGCCGCCCCAGUCGACCAUGGAGCGAGGCUACGAUAAAAGGCAUAGCAAACACCAUAAGGACAAGCAUAAGAAGCGGGCUCAUAAAAAGCACAAGUCACACUCAGGUAGUUCGCAUGAUCCAUCUUAUGCUACAGUCAAUUCUCAUAAACCGCUUGUGGAAUAUUCUGAUGUUAGCUCAGAGGCAUUAUCAGCUCCUGAGGCUGGCGAGAUAGACAGUGAAACAAGCUCAAUCAGCAGGCAUAUCGCUGAUGACCUUGAUAGAACGAGGAAGUCCCAUUCCAUCCGUACAUUUGUAGAUAACAAGACAAUAUCAGUGACAACAACAAGUCGUCGAGCUGCUGAAGAAUAUGUUCUACGGGAUGCAUCUGUGCCUAGGAAGAGACGCUCAGAGUAUGAUGAACGUGAACCAGACUUUGCUGACCAUGGUAGUUUUAAGAAGAAAAAAGACAAGCGGAAAAAAGAUAAGAAAAAGAAGAAGAAGAAAUCAAAGAAUAGAUCUAGAUCAGCAAGUUUAGAGAGUGUAUCUCCAGAUGAUAUUAUUCCUGAGGAACCUCCUAAGAGAGCAGUCACACCACAAAGAUACCAGCAGGUGCCUGUGAGUGAAUGGGAGAAGGCAUCUUCUCCAUUGAGGAAUGGGGGUUCAUGUUCUCCAGUGUCCCCAUCGAUGACGCCGCUGAUGCGGCACGAGUCUCCACGACAUCGUCAAUUCGCGAGGGAGCAAUCAUUACAUCACAACCCCAUGCCUUACUCGCCUCAUAGAGACAGAUCACCACCUCUCAGAAGGAGACAGAAGUCCACGACGCCUCACACGCCGUUAGUUCCUCCGUACCACGAGACGGUGACCAUAGAUUCGGACACAGAGGAAUAUGACCGCGGCAGACGAGACUACUGGCACGAACAACAUCGCUUGCAAUCACCUAUCAUGGUGUCAGGUAAUACACAUUACUCUCCAGUCCACGAGGUAGUGCCACGUCCAAGGGAGUACAGUCCGCGUCGCUCCCACCGGCGUCGCAGUCCUCACCAUCGGAGGAGGACACGAUCCAGAGACAGGCACCGUGAUAGGGACUUCAAAACUUCGCAUCGGUCACAUAGCCGAAGCUCGCUAAAGCGGCGCCGGACUAGGUCGCGCAGCAGACGGCGUGGCUCCACGCAGUCUCCGCCGCGACACCGCGCCAAACAUAGGGAGCCAUCGCCCAGGGAGCGACACAGGAUCAAGCAUGAGUCGCCCAGUCCCCCGACGAUGCUCCAGCGGAAGAUAGACUUCAAGGAGAAGAUUAGUGAUACCAGUCUGUUUGCUGAACUAGUCAAGGACAAGCACAAGAGAGCUAAGAAGCUGCAGGAGAUAUUAAACCAGAAGGAAGAAGAGUCCCAGGGUGCGUUGUCGAAUACUACUUCGAUCAACAACCCUGAGAUACUCACCAUUGAUGAACUCUCCAGCAAUACUUGUGACAGUUCCACACAGCAAUCUAACAAAGAGAAUGGUGAAGCGACACGUGAGGGCGGUGAUGUGGUGGACAUACCGAUGCCGGGCGCGGACGAGAGUGCCUCCAAUCCCCCGCCAGCAGCCCCGGCAGCUGCGGGAGCCCCUCCGGUCCCGGCGCCGGCAGCCCCGCCAGCCCCGCCAACCCCGUCAGCUCCGUCAGCCCCGCCAGCACCGGUCACAGCCCCGCUAAACCCGCCGCCGGAGUUCGCGUCGUUUGGUCGCCAGGAACCAUUGCCGGCGCCGCACGUUGCUGCUAAUGGAGACGCGCAGCCACCACCUCCACCACCGCCGCCGCCUGCUGAUCCUCCAUCUAGCGAGCCACAGAAAUCGAAGAGUCCUGCAGUAUCGCCCCCGCCAGUGCCCGCGCAGCCCCCGUUGCCCCGCGGCAGUGUAGUAGACGCGGCGUACUACCAGAACUCCCAGCCCGCUACACAUAAACCCAAGAGUCUCACUAAGCUGCCCAUGCCGCCUAAUACACAGGUGGAGGAUCUGAAGACGUUAGUAAACGAGAGUCCUCUAAGUACACCGUCUCCAUCUCCCGUCAAGAAACCAGAGAAACCGAAGCGAACUGGCAUCAUGAACCUACCAAUGCCACCUGUGAUCCCUGGCUCGGAGGAAUUAUCAGGCGACGAACUGGACGGAGGCACUCCGCCGCCUGCAUCGCGCCGCGACCAGUACUCACAUGUCUUUAGUAACAGGAAACACGCUAGGGAUAAUUCUGGUUCGAAGUUAAAGAGGCCGCGUAUCCUAAAACGUCGCGGGUCCAAGGUGGUACCUGUGGCGACACCCACGCACCACGCCAAGGACUGGGGCGAGAAGUGCGUCGAUGGCUUCCAGGUUAUCACCCAAAUCGGCGAAGGUACGUACGGGCAAGUGUAUAAAGCACGAGAUAAGAACACAGGCCAACUGGUCGCGCUCAAGAAAGUGCGGCUGGAGAACGAAAAGGAAGGAUUCCCUAUUACAGCUGUGCGGGAAAUCAAAAUAUUGCGCCAGCUUAAUCAUAAGAAUAUCGUCAACCUGCGGGAAAUUGUCACUGAUAAACAGGAUGCUAUGGAUUUCAGGAAGGACAAAGGCUCCUUCUACUUAGUAUUCGAGUACAUGGACCAUGACUUGAUGGGUCUAUUGGAAUCCAAGAUGGUGGACUUCACGGAGUCUCACAACGCGUCUAUAAUGCGCCAGCUACUGGACGGGCUGGCUUACUGUCAUAGAAAGAACUUCCUGCAUCGGGAUAUCAAAUGCAGUAAUAUACUGAUGAAUAAUAAGGGCGAGGUGAAGCUAGGCGACUUCGGUCUGGCACGGUUAUGGUCCGCGGAGGAUCGAGCGCGCCCAUACACAAACAAGGUGAUCACUCUCUGGUACAGACCGCCCGAGCUACUGCUGGGGGAGGAGAGGUAUGGACCGGCCGUCGAUGUUUGGUCCAUGGGAUGCAUACUCGGGGAACUAUUCCUCAAACACCCACUAUUCCAGGCCAACAUGGAGAUGAUGCAGCUGGAGAUGAUCUCGCGCGUGUGCGGCACGCCGGUGCCGGGCGUGUGGCCGGGCGUGGUGCGGCUGCCCCUGUGGCACGCGCUGCGCCCGAAGAAGUUCCACAAGCGCUGCGUGCGGGAACACUUCGCCUUCAUGCCGCCGCACGCGCUCACGCUGCUCGACCGCAUGCUGGAGCUGGACCCCGAGCGGAGGAUCACCGCCGAGGAUGCUCUGAAAAGCCCCUGGUUGAAGAAUGUGGUGCCAGAGCAGAUGCCCGCGCCCGAGCUUCCUACUUGGCAGGACUGCCACGAGCUGUGGUCCAAGCAGCGCCGGCGACAACAGCGUGAGCAAGACCAUACACAGGGCAAGAAGCCCUGCGGUUACGGCGACGAACAACCCAAAAAUGACAACCAAGACUACAAAAGUGAGCCUUACAAAUCUGAAAGUGGUUUCAAGCCCACCGAGCCCGCGCAAGAGGCUGUGGGACAAGUGAAAUAGUACAGACUACAUUGUAAAAGAUACUUUCGUAAAAGAAAGAAACGGUGCUUAUAUUAGACCAAUUGACUAUGUGAUCUAGUUUAACUUGUUGCCUGUGGAGUGUCGUGACGAUGUGUGGGUUCCGUGCGAGUGUGGUAAUGUGCCUAGUCUAAUGUUUAGCUUCAAUCUCAUGUACGAUUAGCUCGUAAGGUGAAGGCUGUGUUCUUCAAGAAACUUUAGCACUAUGCUAUGCUUCUUGCACAAUUUACGAAUAUUCAGUACAAAAUUUAACAACCAAUCUGACCUAAUGUGGUAUAUCAGAGAGGUUACUGAAUAUACUUAAAUUACUAUGUUCUUAAUAAAGUGAAUCUUAUCAAAAUUGAAUUACGCAACGUUUGUAAAGGUGCGGAACCCUGUGUAGCAAUUUAAUUUAUUGCGUUGUAUGUAACGCGUACCAAAACGUAUGAUAUAUUGUAGUAACCAAAGUAUCGCAUAGCGCUAGUUACCCUCGGACGGAUGUCAGGCGUCCUGUGCAUAUGUUUGUAAAUAAUGUAAACUAGAAUAAUUUUAAAUAAGAACAGUUAAUUUUAUUUCAAUUUUAGCGAAAUAACUUGUUUUAUUUUUGUUAAGAAUCCUUGUGAGUGUAGCAAUACUGUUUGACGGUUGGCAACACUAUUUUACUUCCAUGAUUAUGAAGCUGGUAACUCACAGUUCCCUGCCAAGUCAGUAAAGCCGCACUAGGUGCCUUUAUAAGCAGAGUACAAAGUGAUCUCUUUAAUAUUCUUCUUGCCAACAUUUCUUCCUUAUCCUGUUUGGUUGGCAGCUUGUUCCUUUGUCCGAGCCUUCUAGAGCCAAAACGUAGCCAGCCAAAACAUAUCCAAAUUCGUGUUGCCAAAAUAAAAUGCAAGAAAAAGUUAUAUGUCCCCCACCUCCACUAUGUAAGACCAUGUGCGCCUUAUAUGAAUCAGAAAAAGUCCAAUAGUGACUGCCAUUUUGCACAAUUAUUGGAAAACAUAACAAAAUUGAUUGAAUAUUGAAUUUAGUAGAUAUUUGAUACAGCUGACAGUUUAUGGAUAUUUCAAUCCUAGACCUUUGUAACGAGAAUUUGCUAUUGCAAUGUGUACUGCAUAACUUUUAUUCAAUAUAAUAUACAGGGUCGAAGGGACAGGUGGCUUUAAACUCUAGCCUUUAGCUUCAAUACGAUUCUGGAUUCCUCAGUUCUUAUAUUGUAAAGUUGAUUUUAUUUAAAAAUGAUAUACCCUACUUAAAUAUUUAUAUACCUAUAUCAAUAACCUUAAUAGAAUUUUCGACUUAUGCCCUAGAAAUUCAUCAUAUCUAAGAUAGGAAGAUAAGUGGAUUAAAGGAUUAGGAUAUGAAUGAAAUAUUUAAUUAAUUAAAGGGCGGCGAUGCGGCUGAGAAGCUGUACUUGUACAUAUAGGGACAAAAGUCCGUGAUUUUAAAUGUAUUCUUCAUUUAAAGUACUUUUAGUCUCGUGUAUGUUAUCAAUGUUAUGACUACUGAUGGACAAAAGUGAUCCCUAAGGACUUUUCAUAGUUUUUAUACUUUUUGUCAUUGUGAAGUUCGGUAGGUAUCAUCAAUGUACUAAGAGACCCUUUCUAUGUGAAGUGAUUAGCGUCGCGCUAUCUCUGUCGGUCUUAUUAGUUAGUCGCGUUCUCUGCUCAGUCCGUAGUACACCGAGUUAGUUGUUCAGCAUUCUAUGUUCUUCAAGAUAUAGCACUUUGGUGUUGUGUUGACUCUGUAAAUGUAAGACAGUGUUAGCCGAGAGUCGUGUGAUUGUAUAUUAUGGAAUUGAGUUGUUUUCAUGUUUCAUUGUUUCGCGUAAUUUUAUAUAUUUAAUGUUAGGUUCUUGUUGGGUCCCGAUCAUGUAGAUGAUUUUGGGCGAUAUGGAUAAUGCGGUGGAUGUAACAAAAUCACAAUUGAAUGACAUGUUUUAUGAAAGAAGCGGCAAUACCGAAUUUUAUUAAAAUAUUUAUUUAAAGUAUUUAACACUUAAAUUAUUUUGAAAAGAUUAAUAUUUUAUUUGCUUCUUUGUAUUUAUUAUGUUAGUCUUAAUUCGACAAUGUGUAUUCAUAUCGCUCUUAAUUCGAAUAUUAGGUCCUAACUAGCAAUAAUAUCGGGCCUGACUUAGUUGGCAUUUAUAUUAUAUAAGCGUGUAUGUAUAUUCAUGAGUUCCAAGCGCCUGCCAGGGCUGUAUGCAUCUAGUAAAUAUAAUAAUAUAUAUAUCAUGUUGUUAGUUCACAAAUAUUAUGAUCAGAUGUAAAAGUUAUCGUUAGGAGCAGCAUUAUUUUUUUAAAACAAUGUCUUUGUAAAUAAGCAUAUUAUGUCCUAAAAUGUAUUGCGUUUUCCAACAACGUAUCUUCCAUGAAUUAGUUGAUGUGUAAAUAGAAUAGAUUAUAUUUCCCUGCAUUUUUAAAACGAUAUUGUUUUUCUUGUCAAGGAAGCGAAAGUUUACACUGGUAACUUACUGCUAUUUAUAUGAGUGUCCGAAUAAAUAAAAUAAAUGGAUGUAGCGGUAUUAUAUUCAGUUUAGCUACUGUAUAUAGUAAACUACAUAAAAUAACAUUACCCAUAUGAGUGUACAAAAUAUGUUAAACAUGUUGACAUAUUCAUAAUCGCGGUGUAAAUUGUCGCUUGACUUGACCCAGGUAUCGGUUGCAAGUCGCCGACUGAAAGACUAAGUUUCCUUGUAUUAUAAUAGAUGUAAGACCGCGAUGUCUAUCGUGAAUAAUCCGGAGUUUCGGAGAUAAUCGUCGUUUUUUAUACUUUGUAUGGUGUGCUUAUGGUGCGAUGGUUUGAUCUUAUCCUUUGUAAUUAUGUCGGUAAUUAGUGGCUGGAGCUUUUUGUAAAAUUAUGAUGUAAAUUGUAACUUCGUUGGAUGUUUGGACCUCCGUCCAGAUAAGCAUAGGUAUUAUGUGAUGUGUGGACGGAAUUAAAAUAUCUUUAAACCGUGUCUAAUCAAUUUUUCCGAACAGUUUCUCAAAGAGCUGUUGACUCGUCAUGUUUUGUUUUAAAGUAAGACUGAAGUAGGGCGGGAACAGACGAUUGUCUGUCACUGUAACUCUGGAUUGUUGUUAUCACAUUUUAUGAUAAUAAUAAUUGUAAAAAUGUACCUAAUGUUUUUUUUAAAUAAUUAUACUACGAUGAAAUAUGACAUUGCAUAUUAUUUCAAAUUACACCAUCUUCUACCUUAGAUGCGAGGUUAGGGAUUGAAAAUGUCUUCACAUUUUAUUAAAAUACAUUUAUUUAAAAAUGACUGAAGGAACUGGCUUAUAAACAAGGCACUUAUUAGCCUGUGUACCUUAAUAUGGCCAUUUGAGGUCUAUUGCUCACAUUCAUGUUCCUGUUUACAAUUAGGCGCGAUUUAAUAUUAAAAGUACUUUACUAAUUCCAGGACGUCUAAUUCCAUACAAUUUAUCAUACUGUUCAAAUUGCAAUGUAUUAAUCUAUCAAUAUGCUGUACAAUAGGCCUCAUGUUCGUAAUUAUGUUAUAGACAGCAAUGGUCGUACUCUAUCCAAGUGUUUCAGACCACGCCAAGCAUAUUUAUCUUAAUUUUAUAAAUACAUUCAUUGUAACAUUAAUUCAAAUUGUUUCCUUAUAGUAGGCACCUUUGAUUCAGCUUAAUCAUUAUUACAAACAAAGGAAAUGUGUCAAUUAUCUCAAUAUUAUAAUUUUAUUACAUAAUCAUAGUGCCUGUCUAUAUAACCGUGUUAACCACAUUUCGAAAAAUUUGGAAAAUUAAAAUACCUUUGGUAUAUUACGACUAAACAUUGAUCUUUUUAUUUUAGAUAGGACGUAUUUUAGACUUAUUUACAAAAUUACCCUUUACGGGAUUUCAUAAUUUCUAAUACAUAUAUGUAACAAUAAUUGACACAUUUCGCGCGAUACCUAACUUGUAUGGCAUACAAAAAAUACUAAGUACUUUGUACGAAAAUCUCAUGAACAUUAUAUCACAUUUAAUACAUAAAAAUUUCAUUAAACUGUUAUAUAUUAAUAACACUUCCAUAUACAUAAUAUUUCAUUUAUAAAAUACGUGUAAAAAUUGUAAUUUGUCUGUUCAAUUAAGCACAACAUAACUAACAAAACAGUAGGUUCAGCUCACAUUGGAAAAUAUCUAAGUAUUUAUCAAUAAUGCGUACUUAAUUAUACAGGGUAUAAAAUAAAAUAUGGAUAAAAAAUAAGUACGGAAACAUAAAAAUUGUCGUAAUUUAUAAAACUUAAGUUCACUAGACGUUUGUUCACUUAACUUCAAUGCAAAGUUACUAACUUUAUGUUUUACUUAUGUAAACAUGCGCCUGCUAUGGUGAAAACUUGGGAGACUUUUCAUAAAAAAAAUAUGAAAAUUGUAGAACUUUUACGGUAUUUUAUGACUUAUUUCAGGAAGGUAGGGCUUGUAUUUGCUAUGUACAACGAGCAGGCACAUUACAUUGGUACUAACAAUAAAUACUAUGUAAUACGAAAUGGAAUAAUUUUAGUAAUUCUAAGUAACGUCGUUGUUGUAGUUUCUUGCAAUAUCGGUCUGCUCAGGGAGUCGCGAUCUGAAAGGAAUAGUAUUGUUGUAAUCACAUGUUUUAAUUAAGCUGAGGUCAUAGAGCCUUCAAAAAUCA